Hyla sarda is the source of this 2672-nucleotide messenger RNA. RefSeq names its product mitochondrial ribosomal protein L15 (gene MRPL15). Gene Ontology annotation, biological process: translation. Gene Ontology annotation, cellular component: mitochondrial large ribosomal subunit. Bases 59 to 952 code for a protein of 297 amino acids. The transcript has 5 exons. Gene Ontology annotation, molecular function: structural constituent of ribosome. Lineage: Eukaryota; Metazoa; Chordata; Amphibia; Anura; Hylidae. The record is from RefSeq and is a predicted model, not a curated record.
UGUAUUGGCCAGUGCACGUCACGUGGUGAUAACCUCGCCUGUCCUUCAGUAUGUAGACAUGGCGGCCUCCGGCAGCAGUGGCGGUACGAAAGCGGGGGACCUGCUGAAGACCCUUCCCCGGGUGUCACUGGCCAACCUGAGACCCAACCCCGGGGCCCGGCAGAGGGAACGACUACGAGGACGCGGUAGACAUGGAGGAAACAGAAGUGGCCGGGGCCACAAAGGAGAGAAGCAAAGGGGCAACCGACCACGUUUGGGGUUUGAAGGAGGUCAGACGCCGUUUUACUUGGUCAUUCCUAAGUAUGGAUUCAACGAAGGGCACAGUUUUCGACGCCAGUAUCAUCCGCUGAGCUUGAAGAAGUUGCAGUACCUCAUUGACCUUGGGAGGGUCGAUCCGUCACUACCCAUUGACUUGACCCAGCUAGUGAAUGCCCGAGGAGUUACCAUCCAGCCACUAAAGAGGGAUUAUGGUGUCCAGCUGGUAGAAGAGGGCGCUGACUUGUUUUGUGCAAAAGUAAAUAUUGAAGUCCAGUGGGCAUCAGAGCUGGCAAUUGCAGCCAUAGAAAAAAAUGGGGGCGUUAUAACGACUGGAUAUUAUGAUCCGCGAAACCUUGAGGUUCUCUGUAAACCAGUACCAUUUUUUACGCGUGGAAAGCCGAUCCCCAAACGGAUGCUCCCACCAGAAGACUUGGUAAAAUAUUAUACUGAUGCAGAAAACCGUGGAUACAUAGCAGAUCCAGUUAAAGUAGCUGAGGCCAGAAAACAUCUCGCUCAAAAAUAUGGCUAUAUACUGCCGGACAUUACCAAAGAUGAACUGUAUGAAAUGUUAUGUACACGGAAGGACCCACGGCAGAUAUUCUUUGGCCUCGCUCCGGGAUGGGUGGUCAAUUUGAAAGAAAAGAAGAUCUUGAAACCCACAGAUGAGCGAUUACUUGCCUAUUACAGCUCUUAAGUGUUCGGAAUAUUCUUUCAUGCUGCCUGAACCACGGUGUGGUACUGGGGCUUCCUCCUGCUUGAUUGAUAGAUCUUUCCUUGAUCUCAGUCAUGGGUGGUGGGGCAAGCAGACGCCACUGGGGACCUCCCUCAUAUCUAUAAUUUAGUAAAUACUUGUAUUUCCCAUUAAAUGUGCUGCAGUAUCUUUUCCUAGUACUGUCCUGUUAUUUCUAGCAAUUUACAAAUAAAUUGAAGGCUGCGUUUUACCAGCUGGAUGUGUCCUUCCACAUAGAUAUCUAAUGGUAACUAGUUGGCUAUAAUUUUUAGUAAAAAUAUUAGGAACCGCACAACAGAGAGCAAUAAGAAAAGACGUUGCAGAAUUGGGAUUUCGUAGGCAAUUCAAGUAUUUACUUAAAGGGGUACUCUGGUGGAAAAGGUGUUCCUUCCAGUACUUAUCAGCUGCUGUAUAGUACAGAGGAAGUUCUUUUCUUAUUGAAUUUCUUUUCUGUCUGACCACAGUGCUCUCUGCUGACACCUCUGUCCAUGUCAGGAGCUUUCCAGAGCAGCAUAGGUUUGCUAUGGGGAUUUGCUCCUGCUCUGGACAGUUCCUGACAUGGACAGAGGUGUCAGCAGAGAGCACUGUCAUCAGACAGAAAAGAAAUGUCCUGGAAGGAUUAAGAUUUUUUAAUAGAAGUAAUUUACAAAUUGUUUAACUUUCUGGCACCAGUUGAUUGGAGAAAGGAGUACCCUUGCAACCUAUUGGGGCCCUUAGCCCCCUCCCUUUAGCACCCUCCCUUUCAUAGCGGCUCGGGCAACUGCCGGGACCCGUGGCUAAUAGCGCGUGGCACUGAUUGCAGUGCCGCGCGCUAUUAACCCUUUAGCCGCGGCGCUCAAAGCUGAUCGCUGCGGCUAAAGCGAAACUAAAAUGCUGCUGGCAGCACAGUCGAGCUGAUCGGGAUCAUCACGAUGAAAUCGCGAUGUCCCGAUCAGCUAGGACAGAACAGGAGAGUGCCUUACCUGCCUCCUGCGCGUAGGAUUGCCGAAUGACUGCUCUGUGCCUGAGAUCCAGGCAGAAGCAGUCAAGCUCCGAUAACACUGAUCAAUGCAAAGCUAUGGCUUUGCAGUGAUCAGUGUAAAAGAUCAGUGUGUGCAGUGUUAUAGCCCCCAUGGGAGCUACAACAUUGAAAAAAAAAAAGUGUGGAAAAAAAAGUUAAUAAAGAUCAUUUAACUCCUUCCCUAAUAAAAGUUUGAAUCGCCCCCCUUUUCCCAUAAAAAAAAAGUGUAAAUAAAAAUAAACAUGUGGUAUCGCCACGUGCGGAAAUGUCCGAAUUAUAAAAAUAUAUUAUUAAUUAAACCGCACGAUCAAUGGCGUACGCGCAAAAAAAUUCCAAAGUCCAAAAUAAUUCAUUUUUGGUCACUUUUUAGAUCAUGUAAAAAAUGAAUAAAAAGCGAUCAAAAAGUCCGAUCAAUACAAAAAUGGUACCGCUAAAAACUUCAGAUCACUGUGCAAAAAAAUGAGCCUUCACACCGCCCCAUAUGCGGAAAAAUUACAGUUAUAGGGGUCAGAAAAGGACAAUUUUAAACAUUUUUAUUUUCGUGCAUGUAGUUAUGAUUUUUUUACAGAAGUACGACAAAAUCAAACCUAUAUAAGUAGGGUAUCAUUUUAAUCGUAUGGAUCUACAGAAUAAAGAGAAGAUGUCAUUUUUACUGAAAAAUGUACUACGUAGAAACGGAAACCU